Messenger RNA from Pecten maximus, 2512 nucleotides. Its product is annotated as translocator protein-like. The transcript is spliced from 4 exons. Lineage: Eukaryota; Metazoa; Mollusca; Bivalvia; Pectinida; Pectinidae. Bases 125 to 613 code for a protein of 162 amino acids. The record is from RefSeq and is a predicted model, not a curated record. Gene Ontology annotation, cellular component: mitochondrial outer membrane.
GUUAGUCUAACACAACCCAUUUUUUUUUCGAGAGUAUCCGGUAGAGUUACGCAAGUUGGCCUACAAGGAAGCGUUUUUGUAUAAACUACAAACGCAUCAAAGUUGAGAAGGUGUCAAAAUUAACAUGUCGGAUUAUAUUCGUAUUGCUGGAGCAGUAUUACUGCCUCAUGUUGGUGGAAUACUUGGAGGAUUUGUGACCAAAAACAAUAUCCCUACCUGGUUUGAGCAUUUGAAAUUUCCAACCUGGCGGCCCCCAAACUGGGUGUUUGGCCCGAUGUGGACCACACUGUACACAGGGAUGGGAGCAGCAUCCUACCUGGUGUGGAGAGAUGGUGGAGGUUUUGAUGGUGAUGCAGCCAUGCCUUUAGCAUUGUAUGGAACACAGCUUGCCCUCAACUGGGCAUGGACACCCCUCUUCUUUGGAGCUCACAAACUUGGUUUGUCACUGAUUGAGAUAGGAUUCCUGUGGGGUGGGAUUGCUGUGACCACUUACGCCUUCUAUCCUGUCAAUAAAACUGCCUCCUACUUAAUGCUUCCUUAUUUGGCCUGGGUGACCUUCGCUUCAGCCUUAAACUUCAGUAUAUGGAAACUCAACAAGGACAGGAAGGACUGAGAUGGAAAGUAUGAGAGUGCUUAAUAUGUGUGAUCAGAAUUGAUUGGGCAGUGUAGAAUUUAACAUUCUGAUACAAUAUGUGUGAUCAAAAUUGUUUGGACAGUGUAGAAUUUACAUUCUGAUACAAUAAGUGUGAGCAUAAUUAUGUCAACUGUUUACAAACUAGAUAUUCAGUGUAUAUUUCGUUUUAUAAGUGGAAAAAACACACCUUAAAAUGGGUUCUUAAAUCUGCACUUAUUUAAGGAUUAAAUCUUGCUUGUGUGGAUUUCAUAGAGUGAUGAAUGGAAUUGGCCUUGCAACAAAAUUCAAUUCAUCACCCAUGGGAUUGACAAAGCAACAUUCAAUACUUACAUUUCAAUCCAAUAUGCUUGUUUUAAACCAGAGUGCAUUUUCACAUGACUACCUAUAGAUGAUUAAAUGCUGGAACUUGUGCAAUUCUUUGCAAAAUUAUAGCCCAUCAUUGAAUGGACAUUUUUAUAGAUUGUGAUACCAAUACAUAUUUCUUAACAGAUUUUCUUCUAAGUUUUAAAUGUAUUAUAUAAUUAAAAAUUGACAAUGAUUAAUGGUUAUUUGGUGUGAGAAUAUAUUCAUGCACCAAGACAUCCUGAUUCAUUUAAUUCACAGGAAAAUGAAAUAGGCAAAAAUAAAUAGUUUAAGUCCAAUCCAAGUAGAAAUUAAAAUAUUUUACAAGAUAGAGAUACUCAGAAGAUAUGUUAUUAUACAAAACUUAAGUGUUCCCACUUUUCAGGAAUGCAGAGUGUCGAAGUCGGCAUAGCUACAGAUGUUUGUUUAAAUACCUACCUUUAUGCUUUUAAUGAUAUUUGAUUAAUUUACAGCUGAUGUGAAUCUUGUUUUGUACAAAGAAGCCAACACCAUUUGUGUCAUUCUAAGCCUCAGAUUUUUAUAUAGCUACAGCUUGUCCGAUAUAUUUACAUGUAUUUACACAUGUAUUAGUAAUUCAGUCUAACAGCUAGUCCGAUAUAUUUACAUUUAUUUACACAUGUAUUAGUAAUUCAGACUAACAGCUAGUCUGAUAUAUUUACAUUUAUUUACACAUGUACAUGUAUUAGUAAUUCAGUCUAACAGCUAGUCUGAUAUAUUUACAUCUAUUUACACAUGUAUCUAGGAAUUAUCUAGGAAUUGUUGUAGUAGUAACUUAUGUACCUACCCCGUUUAAUGUUAAAUGGCAAUAACAGUAGUUACAGUAGCUGGGCUUGUCCUUAUAGACUAGGGAUAUCCUUAGACCAGGGUUCGAAAUUAACUCUUACUAGCAAAUUGCCAGUUAAAUUGCAGGAAAUGCUAGUUAAAAUUUUGUCUGCUUGCAAAUUUUUGCUAGUAUGUUUGCCCCAAUAAUCGGUUCAUAUAAGUGAUCCACGAGUAUAAAUAUUCAAAAUUUGAGUGGAAAAAAGAUACCAACAUGUAUGAUUUUAUGAUGACUGAAAUCUAUCCAAUAAGUGGUGUGAUUCUUAAAUUUCUCUAUUUUGUAUUGCAAUUAAUGAAAAUACUGCUAUGAAGUUUGCUAGUUCAAAAUUUCAUUUUGUUAGUGGAAAUUCCAGGUACUUGCAAUUAAUUGCUAGUGAUAUGAAUAAAGUUAAUUUGGGGAUUCCUAUUUCGAGAGGGAAAGGUUUUAUUUUACAACAGGCCUAGGUUUAUCCCUAUACUACAGGCAUUCAUGGGGCAUUUUGAAUUGAUAUUAUUUGCAUUUUUCUUGUUACAUAUUUUUCUUGGCUUCACAUACAUGAUUUGAUAUACAUGUAUAUAAAAAAAACCACCUCCUCAUAUUGCCUAGUCUUCAUACAAUUCACUAUAUCACUGUACAGUAAUAGAAUUAUGUAUACUAUGUUUACAAGCUAUGUUUAUUAUUGUAUAUGCAGAAAUUAAAAAAAAUACAAAGAACAA